Molecule: messenger RNA, 1683 nt
Organism: Neoarthrinium moseri
Lineage: Eukaryota; Fungi; Ascomycota; Sordariomycetes; Amphisphaeriales; Apiosporaceae
Exons: 3
Coding region: 1-1683 (560 amino acids)
Biological process (GO): cytoplasmic stress granule assembly; P-body assembly
Cellular component (GO): P-body
Molecular function (GO): mRNA binding
Source: RefSeq, a predicted model, not a curated record
AUGUCUGAAUUCCUUGGCUCACGCAUAUCACUCAUCUCCAAGAGCGACAUCCGGUACUCGGGCGUGUUGCACGAGAUCAACUCGGAAGAGUCCACCGUAUCUCUCGAGAAUGUGCGGUCCUUUGGCACCGAGGGCCGCCGAGGCAAGCCCGACGAGGAGCUGCCCCCUUCGGACCAGGUCUACGAAUACAUCGUCUUCCGCGGCAGCGACGUGAAGGAUCUGCGCAUCGAAGAAGCCGCCCCCGCCAAGGAGAACAAGCCUCCCGUCGUCCCAGAUGAUCCCGCUAUCGUAGGCUCUCGCUCCCGACCCGUCGGCCCUCCUGGUGCCGCCCCAGGCCCCAACAACCCUCCUGCCGGCUUCAAUGCCUCGCCAUUCCAGCAGCAGCCGCCGAACUUCUACCCUCCUGGACCCGGCGGACCGUGGGGAGGACGCGGUGGCCCUGGCCCCGAUCCCAGAUUCGGUGGCAUGCCCUACCCGCCCCCACCAGGCUGGUUCCCUCCUGGUCAAGGCUUCCCUCCUGGUCCUCCGGGGCCCUUCAACCCCUACGGAUAUCCUCCCGGUCCGCAUGGUCACCCCAACGCGCCCGGCCAGAACAUGAGAGGCACUCCACAGCAGCAUCAGCAGCCGCAGCCACCCGCUCCCAUCGGUGCUGGUCCCGGUGCUGCUCCUGGCGCGGACAAGCCGCGAUCAGGCGGAACCCCUUCCCACGCCGAACUGUCUGCGGAACCCAAAUCUCUGGGCCAACCCCCGAAGCAGCCAACGAAUGCUGCAGCCCCAACUCCGCCUGUCGAGUCCAAACCCUCCGCUGAGCAGGUCAAGGCUACCGCCCAGUCCCUCGCCAAGAACGGCCCAGCUGCGAGUGCACAACAACCAAAGAACAACAUACCGACUGGACCCAAGAACAGGGUCACUCCUGCCGUGCCAUUCCCAAGUGCGAUCCUGCCGAGGGCUGGCCCUUCCGCUACCCAAGCCGGACCCCAGGUUACUGCCGCUGCGGCAACGGUGAAGCCUGCAGAAGCCGGACAUGCGCCCAUGUCCCAGGCUUCGCUUCGCGACGCAACCCAACAAGCCAAGGCGGCGGUUGCAGUGGCCAUGGCCAAGCUCGAUGCGGCGAAUGCGGGCGGUGUCGCCCCGGCAGCAAACGGCACUGGAAAUGCUAUGGAUAACCUGACCAACAAAGUGAAUGAGAUGAGGGUGAAUGCCGCCGUUCGUGGCGGCUCUAGUCGCGGUCGGGGACGCGGCAACCGAUCUGCGGGUCCCGCCAAGAUUGAUGUUCCGGAUGCGGACUUCAACUUUGAGGCGUCUAACGCCAAAUUCAACAAGCAGGAGUUGGUCAAGGAGGCGAUCGCUGGCUCACCUCUUGGAGAGACACCAAAUGGCGCCACGCCCGAGGUAGAGGAGCCGACCCCCGAAGGCGCUCCCCCUCCGGCCUACAACAAGACGAGGUCGUUCUUCGACAACAUCUCGAGCGAGGCCAAGGACAGGGCUGAGAGCAGCCAACGGCCCGGGGGUCGCGAAUGGCGCGGUGAGGAGCAGCGCAAGAACAUGGAGACAUUCGGACAGGGCAGCGUUGAUGGUGGUUACCGACCCGGAUACCGUGGACGGGGCCGUGGCCGAGGUCGCGGACGUGGCGGCCGUGGCGGCUUUAGGCCCCGAGGGGACAGCCAGGCCGCCGCUCAAUAG